Messenger RNA from Lodderomyces pseudojiufengensis, 372 nucleotides. It is a transcript of the gene RPA12, whose product is annotated as DNA-directed RNA polymerase I core subunit. Gene Ontology annotation, biological process: DNA-templated transcription; termination of RNA polymerase I transcription. Gene Ontology annotation, cellular component: RNA polymerase I complex. Gene Ontology annotation, molecular function: nucleic acid binding; DNA-directed RNA polymerase activity; zinc ion binding. The record is from RefSeq and is a predicted model, not a curated record. NCBI's taxonomy places the organism in Eukaryota, Fungi, Ascomycota, Pichiomycetes, Serinales, Debaryomycetaceae. The transcript has a single exon. Bases 1 to 372 code for a protein of 123 amino acids.
AUGUCAGUAGUGGGGUCGUUAAUUUUCUGUACAUAUUGUGGUGACUUGCUAGAUUCUCAUAGUGCCACCUCAGAUAUUGAAUGCAAAGUAUGUUCAGCGACAUAUCCCAAAUCAAAAUUUGCUAAUUUAAAAGUUGUAACGAAAUCGUCAGACGAUGCGUUUCCUUCAAAAUUAAAAUCAGCUAGAUCAGUGGUGAAGACUACCUUGAAGAAAGAUGAACUAGAUGAUGGUGCAACUAUAAAGGAAAAAUGCCCUAAAUGUGGUAAUGAGGAAAUGCAAUAUCAUACUUUACAACUAAGGUCAGCUGAUGAAGGUGCUACAGUGUUUUAUACGUGUACAAAUUGCGGAUAUAGAUUCAAAACGAAUAAUUAA